AUGUCGACUCCUGGUUACGCCCAUCUGCUUGCCCACCUGCACCAGCGCAAGGACAAAAAAACCCUGCCGCUUAGUACAAUUCAAGCUGCGACUGCCCACCACUUGGCCACGCUGUCACCUCUCCCAACUCCGCUUGCCGCAAUAAUCUUGUCCUCCCCUCUUUUUACUGCCCAACCUCUCACCAACGAGAAGCUCCAAACUCUGUUUACCGCAUUCCGCCAUGCAACUCAUAUUCGCUUUCGCGACGCACAGAAAAUCGACGAGAAGCGAUCAUUUGUUGACGCAACUUUUGCGAGAGCGCUAAGAACCCGAAUCGCGUUAUGGUCGAACGCGGUUUUAAAAGGAAUUAAAGGAGGACAACCGCUAUUGCGACUGGCCUGCUGUGGAGGUCUACUGGCAGGACUUGAGGAUCUGAAAGCGGCCGAGAAAAUCGAAGUUGACCGCUCACAGAUUGAAGACGAAGUUGUCAUAUCUGUUGCUGAGGUUAUGGACAGCUCAACAUCGAGUUGGGAAGCUGAAUUCCAGUCUGCAGGAGACAUUGAUCCAAUUUCAUUGGCGUUGAUAUUUGCAUCCCAUUCCCUGGUUCUUGUCGCUCGCAAAAGGCUAAAAGCCUUACCGCUGGCAGUCCUUCUAGAUCUCCUCACCUUUACCAUCGCGUCGGCCUUCGCAUCUGGAACCUUCGUGAACGCAUCGACUCUCCGCAAGAUUAAUGGAUCUCCUCUCAUGCAGUCGAUUGCUCCACUCGCAAAACUCACGGCCCUCGUCACAUCAGUGCUCUGUGAAUCACUGUCCAAUGAAAGCGUUGUGAGCUCACUUGCAACUCUCCAAGUAUUUCUCGCCAUGUCCAAGACCAUUGAAACGGAUUGGCAACAUACAAGUCUUGUCGGUGAUGACCUAACCUUGGUUUGGAACAACCUCAAAACUUUCCUAUUUGCACACAUCAUGAUAGCGGAAGCAACGUUGUCUGCGCUCGUCUAUAUACCCGAGCCACCUUCUUCGAUACCUCUCACCGUCCUACACACUCUGCAUCAUCUAUCUUUUGUGGUAUCCCAGUUUGGCGGCCUUUCGACAGCAGCUCAGCCAGGUUUUGCGGAACUUCGGAAGACAUUUUACCUCGCGUUGGACUUAAUCGCGGCAGGAACUGCCUCCGACACAUUCGUAAAGGAGUUGGUGGGGCAUACUAGCGGCGAUCUUGCAAAGACGGCCUACGAGUUAACGUGUAUUGAGCAGCUCGUCCCCGUUCUAACUGAUGACUGCAUUCGGUCUGAUGCUAUCCCGCUUGCACUUCCGUUUCUUUCGGUCUCGACUCACCGCGAGAGUUACGAGUCCGCGCACUCACUUAUACUCGCCGUCUUUGCCGCCCACGCGGAUCAUGCUCAGACUCAACCCUCCGACGGCGAUGGACAAGGAUUUGUCGUGCGGAUGAUUCCGUUCUAUGCUCAAUGUUUACUGGAGAAUUCAGUUGAUGGCCGACUGAGUACUGCCCAGUUGCGGCUAGCCUACUCGUCGCUGGUUCGAUGUGCAACCGCCAAGGAUGACACGAUCGCGUUAUACUGCAUUGAAGUCUUGGAUAGAAUGAUCCAAGAACUGUCCGGAACAAGUGUUGAUUCAUAUGCCAGCGACAGAGUCCACCGGUUGCAUCUGACCCUUAUCUCAAUUGUGCCUGCAGUGCCGUUAAAACUGCUCCCACGCAUUUUAGAGCGGGUCGGCCAAAUCCUCCUCAAAGCCGGUGGUGACGAGAUCAGGAAGAAGGAACUGCACGACGCGACGUUUGUCGAAAUUUCUGAGCGGAUCGGGGAUGUCCAAAAGCCGGUUGCAAUGAAAUGGUGGUAUGGAUUGGGUCUGGAUCAGCGGAGAGACUCUCAAAUAGCUGCUUUGUAA
This is a messenger RNA of Mycena indigotica, 1881 nucleotides long. RefSeq lists its product as uncharacterized. NCBI's taxonomy places the organism in Eukaryota, Fungi, Basidiomycota, Agaricomycetes, Agaricales, Mycenaceae. The coding region runs from base 1 to 1881 and encodes 626 amino acids. The record is from RefSeq and is a predicted model, not a curated record. The transcript is spliced from 4 exons.